Fragaria vesca subsp. vesca is the source of this 2300-nucleotide messenger RNA. RefSeq names its product probable receptor-like protein kinase At1g49730-like. Gene Ontology annotation, biological process: protein phosphorylation. The coding region runs from base 134 to 2149 and encodes 671 amino acids. NCBI's taxonomy places the organism in Eukaryota, Viridiplantae, Streptophyta, Magnoliopsida, Rosales, Rosaceae. Gene Ontology annotation, molecular function: ATP binding; protein kinase activity. The record is from RefSeq and is a predicted model, not a curated record. The transcript is spliced from 9 exons.
ACAGUGCUCACAGCCUUCGUUUUUAUGGUUCCAAUGUGCUAACACACUCGGUCGUCGUUUCUUCCCGAAACCCACUUCAACCCCACCUCUCUUUCUCUCUCGCUCAGCCCAGCUUUCCCUCUUCUUCUCCACCAUGGUGGUUUACAGACUCGGAUGUCUUCUGGGUUUCCUUGCUUUUAUUGGACUGCAGCUAAUCCCUCUAGCAAUGGCUGACUGUCCAUUAAAUUUAAGUAGAUCAAAUGCUACUCUAGUUGCCUCUUUGUGCUCGAAUAGAGACGACAGAGGAAAAUGUUGCCGCUACGUAAAUGCUUUCAUUGCAAUAUCUAUUGCUCAGUAUGCAAAUGCAACAAGCAACUUAGGGGUACCUUCAAACUUAUCCAACACAUGCCUUGAUUUCAUAUCACAAACUUUAGAAUUGCAUGGAGUUCCCCAGAAUGCAACAGCUUUCUGUGGUUUGGGGACAAAAAUCCCAGUAAAUUAUGAGUGUAAGGGUCGAACAACUGUUACACAGAUGGUGCAGUCUCCAGAAUUCCCUGAUGUCAUGGAAAAUUGCAAAGUACCACUUUCAGGGGAAAGUAAUUGCAAGAAGUGUAUAAAUGCUGGUAUUGUAUAUCUUCAUCAUCUAUUAGGAACUGAAACUAAUAUAACAUUCAAUACCUGCCGUGAUGCAACUUUUGCUGCACUAGCAAGCCAAGUUGAUAUUGCUUCAGCUGUUGGCAUUGCAAGCUGUUUCUUUCAAGUCCAGGGGCUUAACAUCCUACCAGAGCCAUCGCCAUCAUCCACCCCAAUGGCAUCUCCAAGUCCAUUGGUAGCUGCUAGUCCAAACCAACAUUUGUUGGGCUUACCCUUUAGUGAAAAACAUCAUGCCUACCAUCUGACCCUGGUUCCAGUUAUCGGCAUUGCAGUAACAGUUGUUGCUGUAAUGAUGCUUUUGGUCUUGAUAGUUCUUAUUCGUAAGAAAAACAGAGAGCUAAUGGAUUUUGAAGAUAUAGAUAAGACAUCUAAAUCAUUUCCCCCACCUCGUCCUUUAAGGAAAUUUCAGGAAGGUCCUCCAUCUAUGUUUCAAAAAUUCAGCUACAAGGAGAUAAAGAAGGCGACAGACAAUUUCAGUACUAACAUUGGACAAGGGGGAUUUGGAACUGUGUACAAAGCUCACUUUAGUGAUGGUUUAGUGGCAGCAGUGAAGCGGAUGAACAAAGUUUCUGAGCAGGGGGAGCAUGAGUUCUGCAGAGAGAUAGUGCUUCUUGCCAGAUUGCAUCAUCGUCAUCUUGUUUCUCUUAGGGGUUUCUGCAUUGAGAAACAUGAGAGGUUUCUGAUGUAUGAGUACAUGGCAAAUGGUAGCUUGAAGGAUCAUCUUCAUUCUCCCAAUAAAACUCCUCUAAGUUGGCGGACUAGAGUUCAAGUUGCCAUUGAUGUGGCUAAUGCUCUGGAGUAUCUCCACUUCUAUUGUGAUCCUCCUCUCUGCCAUAGAGAUAUCAAGUCCAGCAAUAUCUUACUGGAUGAAAAUUUUGUGGCCAAGGUUGCAGAUUUUGGCCUUGUCCAUGCAUCAAAAGAUGGUUCAAUUUGCUUUGAACCGGUGAAUACUGAUAUCCGGGGAACUCCAGGUUAUAUGGAUCCGGAGUAUGUCGUUACUCAGGAGUUAACAGAGAAAAGUGAUGUAUACAGCUAUGGUGUCCUAGUGUUGGAGAUAGUGACUGGGAGACGAGCAAUACAAGACAACAGGAAUUUGGUUGAAUGGUCUCAAAAAUACAUGGAAUCGGAAUCAAGACUACCAGAUUUACUCGAUCCCCGUAUAAAGGACUCAUAUAACUUGGAUCAGCUUCAAACACUCAUGUCUGUUGUCAGUUGGUGCACCCAGAGGGAAGGCCAGGACAGGCCUUCAAUCAAACAGGUGCUUAGGCUUUUGUACGAGAGUUCGGACCCAAUGCAUAGUGGAUUUAUUGCAUCUGUAAACGAUGAAGACUAUGAAGAGACAGAAGGAAGAGGAAGGAACAGUAAAGGGAAGAUGCAUAGGAAUGACAUGAUCUGUCACAGUGGGGAUGGGAGAUAUCUGGCUUCUUCUUCAAGUACAUCCAGGUCAUAUUGUAGCAGAAGCUUUUUGCUUGAAACUGGGUCUCCACAGUCCCCUCCUAAUAUUUUGUCUGUUUGAUGCAUGCCUUCAUUUGCUGUAGUCACCGAAAAGGGGGUAGCACAAGUGCAUGCAUAUUUGAAAUCACUAUAUUAGAUUGCCUUUUUCUACAUUUGCUUCACCCUAACCUUUUCAGAAGCACAUCAAACAACUUCCAGAGGAUAGUAUAAGA